Fulmarus glacialis (Northern fulmar) is the source of this 1413-nucleotide messenger RNA. It is a transcript of the gene SPRYD7, whose product is annotated as SPRY domain containing 7. The record is from RefSeq and is a predicted model, not a curated record. The transcript is spliced from 4 exons. The annotation marks the transcript as partial. NCBI's taxonomy places the organism in Eukaryota, Metazoa, Chordata, Aves, Procellariiformes, Procellariidae. Gene Ontology annotation, molecular function: protein binding.
GAACAGAUGUCGUCAUUGUUAAAAAUGGCAGAAGAAUAUGUGGCACAGGAGGCUGCUUAGCCAAUGCACCUUUGCAUCAGAACAAGAGCUAUUUUGAGUUUAAAAUCCAAUCCACAGGGAUUUGGGGUAUUGGAGUUGCAACCCAGAAAGCAAACUUGAAUCAAAUUCCACUUGGUCGAGAUGUCCAUAGCCUGGUGAUGAGAAAUGAUGGAGCUCUCUACUAUAACAAUGAGGAGAAAAAUAGACUACCAGCAAACAACCUUCCUCAGGAGGGCGAUGUGGUGGGCAUUACAUAUGACCAUGUAGAAUUAAAUGUAUAUUUAAAUGGGAAGAACAUGCAUUGUCCAGCUUCAGGAAUCCGAGGGACUGUCUAUCCAGUGGUCUAUGUUGAUGACAGUGCCAUUCUGGAUUGUCAGUUCAGUGAAUUUUAUCAUACACCUCCACCAGGGUUUGAAAAAAUCCUCUUUGAGCAGCAAAUCUUCUGAAUGUCUUCAUACUGAAAAUUUGCACCCUGCACUGUUACAAAAGCUUUGUCAUCUUAAAUAAAGCUUCACUUUACUUUUAGGAAACAUAUCUGUAUUUUCAGUAAGUACUUGUGACUCUUGUCUGCAGAAUUAAUGUGUUAACUGCAACACCAGGUAACUGAGUUGCAAAUAAGAGAUUUCUGGCAAUGUUUUGUGGUUGAAAAUUAGUGUUUUGGGGCAGGGUUUUUCUCUGAUUUGUUCUUGAUGCAUAAGGAGGCUAAGGGAUGUUAUUGACAUCAGUAUUACAUUCAGUAUUUUGAAUAAACUGGAGCUCUGUAAAGCAAAUAGUUCUUAUGCAUAUGAUAGCUAUGGAGAUGGAUAGUUCUCAUGAUUUUUUUCCCAACUUUUUUCACACAGAAGUUAUGUACUUUGUUUAAAGGAAGCACUGUGUUUCUAGUCUGUGAUUUGGAGUUGCAGUGUCCCAGUUGUGCACAAUGACUAAUAAUACGAUGGCAUAACUAGCAGCUAGAUACUUUUUUUUUUUGCAAGGUGUAAUUUAAUCCAUUCCCUCAAUCUUGGACUGGCAAAUACAACUUACCUGUUUCUCCUACCUUUUCGUUUGCUUUUAUUGUGACAAAUAAUAGGACACUUUCUAGUAAUACUUUUUUGUUGAACCUUAAAAAGUAAACCUGAACACUACCUGUGUUUUUGAGGACCACCAUGCUGUGUUGCUCUGGUAGGAGAGUAACUACAGAUCACUCAACUUGGGUAUGCAAAGAGCCAGGUGAAGGGUAUGAGAUGUUAUGGUGAAGCCUUACAUCUAAACUGUAAAUUAGAUUAUUCUUUUAUGGAAUAGCAUUUUUAAUUUAUUCGUGAAUCAUUUAUAAAUGAUUAAUGGCUAAGACAUUGUUCUAAAAUGUGAUGCCCUUGAAUAUAAAUUGUGAGAUGC